Molecule: messenger RNA, 3285 nt
Organism: Peronospora matthiolae
Lineage: Eukaryota; Oomycota; Peronosporomycetes; Peronosporales; Peronosporaceae
Source: the annotation of a GenBank genome assembly
AUGGAUGCUGGAACGGCCAUGGCAAAGCAUUUGGACGCUUUCGACGAGCUCGUUGUCGGUCUUCAGACGCUUGGAGAGCCCGUCGACGAGGCACGGCAGCUAGUAGUGCUGCUGAGCAGCCUUCCAGCCGAAUACGAGCUGAUAUCGUCGAUCAUCGAGAACGUCAAGGACAUCACGCUCAUCGAGGUGAAAGAGAAGCUGUUGAAGGAGUGUGAACGGUUGGAGAAGAAAGACACGACUUCGGAACGAGCAUUUAAGGUCAACGCUGGACGUUUCAAGGGCAACAAGAGGAGUGGUCGCAAGUGGAGCGAUCAGAAGAAGAACUCUAGUGGUUUCCAAGGCAAGUGUUUCAAGUGCAACAAAGUUGGGCACAUGAAGCGGGACUGUCAAGAGGGAACAACAGACGGCGAUGCGGUAUUUGUUGUGAGCACAGAACGUGUAAACGGAUGGUUGAUCGACAGCGGCGCGACCGCCCACAUGACCCCGCACCGUUCCGAUCUGUUCGAGUAUGAGAACGUGAAUGGUGGCAUCGAAGUAACAAUCGCUGACGGAAAGAAGCUGCAGGUCACUGGACGUGGUACGGUACGCUUGCUUGGACUGGACGGUAAACGGAUUAAGAUGGUUGAAGUUCUUCGCAUACCGGGCCUCGAUCGGCCGGCUAGCGCAAUUGCGAAGGGUAAGAAGGUCGGCAAGGCUUACAUGUUAGACUGUGAACAAGAAGAAGCUUGGUUCGUCCAGUACGCCGGGGCUGGCAGCAAGUGGGAGCUUUGGCACGCUCGCAUGGGGCAUCCCAACCAGGAUGCUCUGGAAAAGACAAGGCAUGCCACGAACGGUAUUCCGGCUGUUGGUCAACCGCCCCAGUCUUUGUGCGGCGGAUGCAUGAAGGGGAAGCAAACGGUGGCAAAAUUUCCGCAUUGUUCCAGCUCGAAGACGUCGCGCGUUCUUGAGCUCGUCCACACGGAUAUGAUGGGACCAAUGAAUAAUCCUUCGAAAGGUGGUGCCAAGUAUGUCCUGACGUUCGUGGACGACUACUCGCGCUACGUUGUGGCCUAUUUCUUGAAAAAGAAGAGCGAGGUGGCCAUUAAGCUUAGAGAGUUCAUGACUUUCUAUGAGAAUCAAUGGGGAGAGCGCAUGAAGUGUUUACGAUCGGAUAACGGAACGGAGUUUGUCAACCAAGAGAUGACGAAGAUAUGUAUGCUGAACGGUAUCGUGCACCAACGGACUGUCCCGUAUAGCCCUCAGCAGAAUGGAGUGGCAGAACGGAUGAACCGAACUAUCAUGGAGAGAUCUCGAAGUAUGCUAUACUACAAGGGCGUUCCAAUGGAGUGGUGGGCUCAAGCAGUUAGUACUGCGGUAUAUCUAAUCAACCGUUCCACGAACACGCACAACGCAACCGUAACACCGUUUGAGCUAGGUUUCAAAGUGAAACCUACGCUAGAUCACCUACGCGUAUUUGGUUCUCGCGGGUACGUUCACAUUGACGAAGCGAAGAGGACGAAGCUUGAACCUAAGAGCUUUAGAUGUCUGCUGCUCGGAUACCCAGAAAACGUCAAGGGUUACCGUGUCUAUGACUUGGACGCUUCCAAGGUCAAAGUUUCUCGCUCGGUGAAAUUGGACGAGCGUGAGGUAGAUGGUAUUUACGAUACACUACCUGCUCAGAUCGAAACAGUUAUUCAUGUUAGCACAGACGCCGAUGAUGAAGUCACGCUCGCACCAGUGGAACUUCAACCCGUCGAAGCGGAACCCAUGGAAGGCGUUGAGAACGACGCACCGGAUGUAGAGAUGGAGAGCAUGCAACCGAUACAGGACGCUAUACCGUCGCUGCUGAUGCCACAAGAACGGUCAGCUCCCACUGGAUUUGAGUUGGAACCGUACCGUGGACCACCGACUAUCUUCGAGGACGAUCAAGUGGUGUUCCAUACCCCUAGCGACCGUUUUAGAAGUUCCCGGGAACCAGUCUUCCUUCUUGAAGAGGGAACGGACGCAGAGGAAGAACGGAAGUCGGAAGGAAGAGAUGGACCGUCCUAUCCGAAGCGUGCCAGGAUCGAUAAAGACGGCCUUAUUGCUGAAGCCGUCCUCGCGUACGCAGCAAGCAUUGACACAGUGGAUCUUUUUACAACAUACGCUCAGAACUAUGUGUGCCAGCUGAACAAGGCCAUCUAUGGACUGAAGCAAGCUGCAAGUGCCUGGAACAAGACCAUUCAUCGGGUAUUUCUUGGGUACGGAUUCAAGAGCUGUGGUGCGGACCAGUGCGUCUAUGUCAAGCGUUCCAAGAGCAAUUUCAUUUACGUCUGUCUUUACGUAGAUGAUAUGAUCAUUGCGGCGAAGACUAGUGAUGAAAUUGAUGACGUGCAAAACGCACUCAAGAGUGUCUUUAAGAUGAAGGAGCUUGGACCGGCGAAAUUUAUCCUGGGAAUGGAGAUCGACCAUAACAUGACUGCUGGAACGCUUAUGAUUAAGCAAACGCGAUACAUCGAUGAUGUGGCGAAACGGUUCGGGCAAGAGAACGCUAAGUCGGUUGACAACCAGUGUGCAACUGGUCUUAAGUUGUCAAAGUCGCAAUCGCCAGCAACGGAUGAAGAGCGAAGAAAGAUGCAAUCGAGACCGUACCGCUCCUUAAUUGGAUGCCUACUGUAUAUCACGACGUGUACUCGCCCGGACAUUUCAUUCGUGGUAACGCAACUUUCUCGUUUCCUGGAGAAUCCCGGGGCGCAGCAUUGGAACGCUGCUAUACGUGUUCUACGCUACUUAAAGACGACUCGCCAGCACGGGAUCAUCUACAAAGGUGGUACUGGCAGCGUCACAGCUGAAGCCUACUCGGAUGCGGACUGGGGUUCCAACCUCGACGACAGGCGUUCUGUCUCGGGGGUUAUGAUCAUGAUUGGGAACGCUCCGGUGGUGUUCAAAUCUAAGUUCCAACGAACGGUUGCCCUCAGCUCAGCGGAAGCUGAGUAUAUGGCUUUAAGCCUAUGCGUUCAGGAAGUGCUAUGGACGCGUGCGAUACUGACGGACAUGGGAAUGGUACAAAUGAACGCUACCCAGAUAUGGGAGGACAAUCAAGGAGCGAUUGCUUUGGCCCAAAACGCUGGUUAUCAUGCUCGGACCAAGCAUGUGGACAUCCGUCAUCACUUCAUCAGAGAGACGAUGGAAGACGGGACGGUUGCGGUAGCGUAUGUGGACACCAAACAUCAAUUGGCCGACAUACUGACCAAGGCGCUAGGAUCCAAGACGUUCAAGUUCCUGCGCGAUGCAAACAGUAUCCAGUGCAAAGAAACCAAGCAGUAG